Molecule: messenger RNA, 973 nt
Organism: Acanthisitta chloris (rifleman)
Lineage: Eukaryota; Metazoa; Chordata; Aves; Passeriformes; Acanthisittidae
Gene: LUZP2
Product: leucine zipper protein 2
Exons: 12
Source: RefSeq, a predicted model, not a curated record
ACAGGGCUAUGAAGAACUGGAAAGAGAGCUGAAAGAAGUCUUUAAGGAAAGGAGCAACAUCCUUCGUCAGCUGUCGAAGACUUCCAAAGAACUUCAGGGAAUUAAAGUAAACCUCCAGUCUUUGAAAAAUGAUGAAGCAUCAACCAAAAAUGACAUGCAGAAACUUCUGGAACUGGGCCAAAAGCAAAGGGAAGAAAUGAAAUCUCUCCAGGAAGCCUUUCAAAAGCAGCUUAAUGAGGCAGCUGAGAAAGCAGAGAAGCAGCAGGCUACCAUUAACUUUUUGAAGACUGAAAUGGAAAGGAAGAGCAAAAUGAUCCGAGACCUCCAGAACGAGAACAAAAGCCUCAAAAACAAGCUCUUGUCAGGAAACAAGCUUUGUGGGAUUCAUGCAGAAGAGUCAAAAAAGAUCCAAGCCCAGCUGAAAGAGCUUCGUUAUGGGAAAAAAGAUUUGAUUUUUAAGGCACAACAGCUAACAGAUCUGGAGCAAAAGCUAGCAGUUGCAAAAGAUGAAUUGGAAAAAGCAGCCCUUGACAAAGAGUCACAGCUGAAGGCUCUGAAGGAAACUGUGCAGCUUUGCCUGUCUUCUGUUCUGCACAACCAGCCUCCUGCUAUCAAUCUAAUCCCCUCAAAACCAGCUGAGAAGUUGACUUCCCCAGUUACAAAGGGCUCCAAAGUUCCAUUUCAAGUGACAAGCACCAAGCGAAAUUCCUCAGCAGAGAAAGAGAAUUUUCAUGUGGCCUUGAAAAAGGAAGAGAAUCAGAGCACCCAGGAGUGUGAUUCUCAAGAUGUUGCCAAGACAUGUUUUGGGAAUCGCAAUAACUCAACCUCUCGUUUGAAGGCAGCAGAAACAGAAACAAGCUUUCAGCAAGUUUUGCACAGCCCUCCGUGGACUAAAGCUGAAGAUAAAAAAUCACCUGAAAGAAAUGAGAAAAAAUUUGAAGACUCUGUUAGUAAAAAAGAAAAAAAACUCUAA